AUGUCCGAUAAUAAACUGGCUAGCAAUCAGUAUACUUGUGUUCAAUGUACAUUUAUCAAUUCAAAACUGGUACCACAUUGUGAAAUCUGCCAGUUUGAAAAUGAAUAUUUUACACCUCAGGCAACAGCCAGUAAUUCAGAUUAUAUCUUGCCACCCGGUUGUAUUGCUUGUCCACAAUGUACGACGAUAAACUUGGUUGAUGAUGACUAUUGUGAAAUGUGUGAAAGUCGGUUAAAUCGUGGCACAUCAGGGAACAAACGAAUACGUUAUGAUUAUGAUUAUGAUAACGACAAAAAAUCAGAUGAAAUAGAUCGAGAACCAACCGUGACGGCAAAACCACCAAUGCCAUUAAUUGAAAAAUCCAUGGAUGAUCACCAAAUAAAAUUAUAUUAUGAACAACAUCAGUGGGUUAUGAACCAAUAUCAAAUAAUUAAAAAUUCAAAAAUCAAAAAUUCUCCUAUUCCUUCUAUCGACAUUAAAAAUGUUCAUGAUCUUAUUGAACAACUCUAUUCUUCAAACGAGUACAAGCCCGAUUUAUGUCAACCGUUAGGUCAACUAAUAUUUGAUUCAUGUCAGAUAUGUUUCGAUUCUCCACACGAUUCUCCUAUUCUUGAAAUGUCCACAUGUCAACAUCGUAUGAUAUGUCGUGACUGUUUUCAACAAUAUUUAUCCAUUCGUAUUCGAGAUUCAGAAGUCAUGCCAUGGUUACCGUGUCCAGCUGAAAUAUGUCCAAUUCCACUGAGUUGUAAAAAUAUUCUUGAAGAUGGUGGCUUAAAAAUUGAAGAAUUACUAUUAUUUUGUCAAAUAUAUAUGAAUAAAAAAUUGAACAGAAAUGAAAAUUUUAUACAAUGUAAAACACAUGAUUGUUUUGGUGGAUUUUUACAAUUUGGUAAACCCAGAAGUGAACAAGUCACAUGUCAAAUUUGUCAACAAGUACAAAAAAUUGAGAAAGGCAAAGAUGGGGAAUUAGAUUCAGAAUUUCAAGAUAUGAUUAAAAAAGGUGUUUUACGUGAAUGUCCAUCGUGUAAACACUUGACAAUGAAAGAAAAAGGUUUAUGUAAUGUUAUCGAAUGUGCAAAAUGUUCAAUAUGGUGGAAUUGGGCAACAAGAGAAAUGGGACAGGAUGGACGAGAUUUAAAACAUCGUGCACGUUACAAUGGAAGUUUAUGGGAGCCUGGUGAAUUAGAAUAUCAACAAAAUCUUCAAUAUCGUAAUCCAGCUGAAUUCAAAGCACUAUUAGAAAGAAAUGGAAUUGAAUAUGAUCCAAAUUAUUUUAUUACAUUUAAAAUGUCUGAAAAUAUUAAUGAUUUAGCGUCGGAUUAUGUUGCUGAUUCUUCUUCUUCUUUAACCGUUGAUCCAAUAUCAGCUCCAAUGGCAAGUGGUGAUACUACACAAGAUGAUAGUUUAAAAGAUGAUACGUCAGCAGUAAAAAAUGAUCCAUCUAAAGUUGUAUUUUUGUUGAAACCAGCCGGUGGAGCACCAAUAUUGAAGAAAAAAAAGUGGGCAUUACCUAGAACAAAAACAAUGGGACAUAUUGUGGAAUUUUUAAAAAAAUAUAUGAAAUUAGAUCAAUCAGCGGCUACAUUAUUUCUCUAUGUAAAUCAAGCAUUUUCUCCAGCUUUGGAUACAACGCUUGGAGCUAUUUUAUUGUACAAUCGUUUAUUUGUUAGAGAUUUAACAAUGUCAACUGCAUUUACACUGGAUAUUUUAAAAGAACGUUUAAAUCCCUAUUUAGAUAAAGAAGAACAUUUUCAACAAUUACAAAAAUGUUAUCCAAAAUUAAAUCGACUACGUCGUGCAUCGGUAUUAAUACCACUUUUCUAUGAUAAAAAUACACAUGAAAUACAAGUAUUAUUGACUAAACGUGCCGAAACUGUUAGAUCGCAUACAGGAAUGAUUGCAUUUCCUGGUGGGAUGAGAGACUCAACUGACCGUGAUGAUAUUCAUACAGCUGAACGAGAAGCAGAAGAAGAAAUCGGUAUUAAAUCUGAUCAAUAUGAAAUCCUUGGAAAAUUAAUUCCACUAACUGAUUCCCGUUUGGUCAUCAUUGCUCCUGUUAUUGCCUAUUUAUCUACGAAAUUCGAAAAUUAUCAAUUAUCAGUAGACGAAACAACCGAUGCAUUUUAUAUUAAUUUAAGUGAAUUUUUAUCAUCAAAAAAUCAUCAAUCUUCUGUAGUCGAAUUAGAUAAACGACGAUCAUUUAUUCUACACCAUUUUAACUUCGAGACAAAACAUAUUUGGGGUGUUACAGCAUAUCAACUUAUUCUCCUAGCAGCAAUGAUUUAUCAACGUGUACCAGAAUUUCAAGUUUUUGCAGAAUUUCCGAUUGAUUUAAAACAAUUAGUGAAUCAACAAAAGUUUAAUCUAAAUAAAUCUAUUGAAAAGUUUGCACAAAUUGAACAGAAUAAAACAAAUGAAUAUAUUUCAAGUCAUCUGUAA
Didymodactylos carnosus is the source of this 2439-nucleotide messenger RNA. NCBI's taxonomy places the organism in Eukaryota, Metazoa, Rotifera, Eurotatoria, Philodinida, Philodinidae. The record is from the annotation of a GenBank genome assembly.